This is a messenger RNA of Anopheles marshallii, 1554 nucleotides long. RefSeq names its product serine protease gd-like. Lineage: Eukaryota; Metazoa; Arthropoda; Insecta; Diptera; Culicidae. Gene Ontology annotation, molecular function: serine-type endopeptidase activity. Gene Ontology annotation, biological process: proteolysis. The transcript is spliced from 4 exons. The record is from RefSeq and is a predicted model, not a curated record. The coding region runs from base 1 to 1554 and encodes 517 amino acids.
AUGAUGACGGUACGAAUAAACGCCAACCGUUCGUCGCGAUCAGCUCCUCCGUUCAGUUUGCUGAUGCGAACGUGCGUCUGUUUGCUGGCACUACUCGGUCCGCUAGCACACAGCCCGGUAGAGGGUCAAUAUCUACAGUCACCAUGUCCGAAUGUGUUUUCGUAUCGGCUCGAUCCACGGACCAACCAGCCGUUCGGCUACGUCGAACUGCAGGGUCUACGCAUCGGUCAGUUGGUCAAGCUGAACAUCGAUCUUUCAAUUGGCAUCGCCGUACCGCAGAACAACGUUGGAUCGAUCACGCUAGUUAAAUCAAAUGAACAAACGUUCCGUGACAUCUACAACAACCAACCGGCACAGUAUCGUGUUAAUUUCCCGUUUAAAAAUGUCAUCCCGAGUGUAUUGGCAAUACGCGUGAACGGUCAAACCAUCUGUACCGGUCAGAAAGCGACCGGACAGGUAGUGACCACGAUCAAUUUGGAUCAUACGCUCUUCACGCAGGUGCAACAGCAGACGAACGCAAAUCGUAACAGCUUUAACUCCAUACAGUACCAGCUGCCCCAGAAUACAGCCCCACAAGCCCCCGUAUAUCAACCUGUGCAGAUAGCACAACCACAAGCCCCUGUAUAUCAACCGGUGCAGACUCCACAACCACAAGCCCCCGUAUAUCAACCGGUGCAUACACCACAACCACAAGCCCCUGUAUAUCAACCGGUGCGGACACCACAACCACAAGCCCCUGUAUAUCAACCGGACGAAUCAAACAUUGGAUGUGGACAACCGGCAGCAGUUUUCAAUCGUCUCUCGAUCAACGGAAUCCGAUCGCCCAAGGGACAGUUCCCGUGGGCGGCUCCAAUCUUCCUAAACGAACCAUCGAAACCAAAAUAUAUCUGUGGCAGUACAAUCAUCACCAAACAACAUCUGGUGACUGCAGCUCACUGCAUGUACGAUUCGCUCGGUGUAGCACGCCAAGCGAACGAUAUAAUUACCGCGCCGGGCAUGUACAACAUCGACAACUUCUUCGAUGCGGAUCUGCAGGAGCGGAAGGUAUCGACCAUCUUUAUCCACGAUGAUUACUACUUCGAUGAGUCGGGACUCGGGGAUUCCGACAUCGCCGUGAUCAAGGUCGACCAGCCCAUUGCCUACACCCGGCUAGUACGGCCAAUCUGUGUAUGGACCGGAAGUGGCAACCUGGAUCAGAUCGUUGGCGUUAAGGGUUUCGUGUCGGGCUGGGGUAUUACCGAGAAUGGUGAUGCGAAGUACCCUAGCUAUGUCACCCCUACGGUCGUGGACCGGAAGUCAUGCUCCCGGAACCUGGGAAAAUUCAUUACCGGGUCGGCACCCUUGUUUUGCGGGGACGGACACGGAGCGGUACCGUGCACUGGCGAUUCUGGCAGUGGGCUUGUCAUCAAACGUGGCCAAAAGUACUAUCUGCGUGGUAUCGUUUCUUUCGGCCAGUACGACCCUGAAACACUAAUCUGCGAUGCUACGAAAUACGUAGUUUACACUGAUAUAGCAGCAUUCUACUCGUGGUUGCUGAAAGUUGUUAGGUCUUAA